Molecule: messenger RNA, 3705 nt
Organism: Leptomonas pyrrhocoris
Lineage: Eukaryota; Euglenozoa; Kinetoplastea; Trypanosomatida; Trypanosomatidae
Product: protein kinase putativeserine/threonine protein kinase putative (MRK1)
Exons: 1
Coding region: 340-3705 (1121 amino acids)
Biological process (GO): protein phosphorylation
Molecular function (GO): ATP binding; protein kinase activity
Source: RefSeq, a predicted model, not a curated record
GUUCAGAGCGCAUCAGCGAACCAACCGUUGUCUCCGGCGGAAUUCUGUAAAACUUGUAGAUUUUUCUUUCUUCCUCUUUGCUUCUUCCGCGGUCCCUCGCGUACGGGCUGCGUGUGCACAACAAGAAGUGUGGCGGCGCGUGGUAUUCGUUGAACAGGGUAUUCGCCACUAACGUACACGCUGAACACAUCUGCACUUUUGCUACGUAAGCAACCUCUCCUCUCUCUCAGUCCGUUCGACAGCUUCUUCAGCUACUCUUUUUUCUUGUGCCCGCGUUUUCUGGAAAGAAAUACUCAUCUCUGCCUUUGGUAUCUGCCCUCUUUCUUUCUUUUGUCCAACAUGCAGAGCGAUGAUGAAAAACCCACGAGCUCGGAGUCGCGGCGCUCGAGCGGCUCCACGGCAAGUCGGGCAGACGACGCGGACGACUACAUGGGCAGCAGCACCUCCACGGCCGGCCCUCCCCCGGACUCCAAUGUGCACACGGGUCGCUUCACCCGCCCGCAGUGGUCGCUGGCUACAGGAAAGCUGCAGGACAACGAGCGCGAUUCCGAUGAGAGCUCGUGCAGUACGCACACGCUGAAGAUCAACAGCGCCAACGGUCACCGAGCUGGCGGUGGACCAGAUGACAGCAUCACCGAACGCCGUCACAAGCGUGGCUCGAACAGUCGCACUCUGAGCAACACGAGCGUGUCCGUUUCGCCAGCGCGCAGCAGCACACCGAAGGAGUGGGGGAGGUCGUUUCGCCUCUUCAACACGAGCCGCUUUUUACCCGGCGCCUCGCAGUCGCGGCCGCGCGAUGGCAGCAUGUCCUACAUGUACCGUAGCACCUUCAUGCAUCCCCGUCAUGGCCGGGGCAGCAGUGUCGGGCUCGACAAUGAGCGACCGAUGCUGAACACCUCGAUAUCGCACCAGCCGCAGAGCAGUGUUUUCGGCAUCUUUGGCGGCCAGGGUGGCCGGACGACUUUUUGGCCACCAGAGAACAGUGUGAGUGGCAUGCUGACGGCUGCGUCGACCUUCGGCGUAAACACCGGCGUCUCCGGCCUAACAGGCAGCCCGCUGUUGGGCUCCUCGCGACACGCGAGUACCGCUUUUGUUUCUCGCACGGCCAACGUGCGCCACAGCGUGCACCGCGCCGUCGCCUCGUGCGCGAUGGGCUCCGUCGUCUGUACGCUGUCCCAAGCCCAGACGAAGCUAUCGGUGGCGAUGAACACCCUGCGCGCCUUCAUUAGCCUUUGUGGCGAGACCAUCAUCCGCGGCGAUCGGGAGCACCCGAUGGAGAUUAAGAAAGGUCUUCUCAUUGGAGCGGGUGGCUUUGCGAAGGUGUACGCCGGCGUGAACACGGUGAGCGGGGAGCUCGUCGCCAUCAAAGAAAUCGACAUCUCGGGCGUCGAGGACAUCACCGCCCUUAACGAGAUCGAGGGCGAGUUUGCGCUGCUGAAGUCGCUGCACCACCCCAACAUCGUCAGCUACGCUCUCUUUGAGCACAGCAAGUCACAGCAGGUGUGCCGCAUCGUCAUGGAGCUUCUCGCCGGCGACUCGACGUUGCACCUCUUACAAAAAUUCGGCCCGUUGACUGAGGCGGUGCUGCGCAUCAUGACACGCAACAUCCUGCGCGCCAUCCGCUUUCUUCACGGCGAGGGCAUCUUUCACCGUGACAUCAAAACGGCCAACAUCCUCGUCAGUCACCGCGGCGAGGUCAAGCUGUGCGAUUUUGGAUGCAGUAAGCGUGUCACGGAGCUGAACAAGGCGGCCAGCUGCAUCAUCGGCACGCCGGUGUACAUGGCACCGGAGUUCAUCAAGGGCGAGGCGGAUCACAAGGCCGACAUCUGGUCUCUGGCGUGCGCGCUUUUCGAGCUGAGCACUGGCCUCGUGCCGUGGUACCACACCGGCGUGAAGGACAACAUUCCGCUUAUGUUUUACAUCACGACCACCGGCGACUCGCCGAUGGUGUUCCCCACCCCGGAGGCGCGAGGCGAGUUUUCGGCGGAGUUUCUCAACUUUAUGGAUUUGUGUUUCACUCGCAACGUCGCCAACAGACCGGAGGCAGAGGAGCUGCUGAAGCACCCGUGGAUUAUGGGGACGCGGCUGCCGGUGGUGGUCAUCCCACCCAACGCCUUCUUGAAUUUGCACCAGGACAACUUCUUUGGUCUGCGGGGCUUCAGCUCGCCGGGCAAGUCGUCGACCUUCUCCAGCCCGCGCGACUCGGCGGUGGAGCGCGACGAUGCGAGCCUGAACGAGAGCGACGCCCUGCAGAAGUCCGUUUCGUUUUCGCCGACGCUGAACCCCGCGGAGGAGGAGGUGGCCUGCCAGCAGGAGCUCGAAGGUGUCGCCGCGGCGACUGCCCUCGACCUCUGCGCGGCGCUCGUGUGUCCACUCGACAUGAGUGUGCGCGUCAGUCAGGAGCCGGGGCCGCUGGAGAUGGGCUCUGGUACGGGCGACACGAGCCCUUCGCUGACACGCACGCUGUCCAUCCUGUCCCCCGCGUUGAGUCACCGCGGCCCGGUGAGCGUCAGCCUUGGCGAGUUUCCCUCCCCGGUCUUCACCCCCGAGCACUCGAUGGUGCACGAGAACUUCUACUACAAUCAGGUUUCCCUGGGCGCGUCGGGUGGCAAUUUUGUGCUCCCGCUGGGGCUGGACCUCGACGGAGCCCCGCCGCUGCAGCAGUACCUGCGUAUCAACGAAGAAGGCAACCUUGACUUGGUGCACCUCCCCGAAGACGAGUUGGAGGACUCCACGCGCCCCGGCCGCGUCAUUUCCCCCGCCCGCAGCGGCUCCUUCAGCCGCAACAGCCUCAGCCCCCGCUUCGCCGCUGGCAUCACCGCCCUGGGCGGGACCGACCGCGCCUUCUCGCCGCUGCUGGCACCAAGUGGCACCUUCUCGCGUGGCGAGUCGCCGUCGCGGGGCGGGACAUCCGUGCCGCCGAGCCCGCAGGGGAUCCCCGCGCCGCCGCUGCUGUACCGCCCGGCCUCUCUCUCCACCACGACCACGGCUGUCGCCGCCAUCAGUCACGAAAGCAGCCACGACGGGUCACCACACAUGUCGCCCACGUCGACGUCGAAGGCGGACAGCAACCGCGACGCCGCCACGCCGCGCUCCGACUCGUCCGCGUCGAUUCAUCGCAGCGGCAGCUUCAGCGGGCUGCCGGAGAAGCUGCGGCCGCAGGCAGACGGCAGGCUGCACAUGUCCUUCUCCGUCAGCACUGCCCCUGGCCAUCCCGUCAACGUGGAGCUGAACGUAGACGUGGCCGACGUGCAGUGCAAGGUGGUGGACAACCAGCCGAACUUCGUGGUCGCCUUCACGGAUGACGUGCGCAACCAAAUCAUUCACCGCAUCAAGGAGGUGUCCGUCUUAUCGACAUCGACGAGCACGACGCCGCUCUACGCAGUUGGCCACAACUCCCCCGCCAGUACGUCCGGCGGCCCCGACGGACACGGGGCCGCCGUGGGCAACCAUUUCUACAGUGGACCGUCAUUCGCGUCUUCUUCUUCCUCGCGGCCCCUUCCGCGGCCGCUCUCCCGCAUGUCUUCCAGCAGCGCCGCUCGGCUCCUAUCUGCCCCUCGAGACGGAAACGUUGACUCCCGCUCGGCGUCCGGAGAAAUGAGCUCUACCACGAACUCACGGGCGUCGUCGCCCGCCGCAAACGGGUCUAGCGCGCACCUCAGCAGGCAAUACGAAGGCCGCAUUGCAUCCAUUCCACCGUUGUAG